Thlaspi arvense is the source of this 1275-nucleotide messenger RNA. Lineage: Eukaryota; Viridiplantae; Streptophyta; Magnoliopsida; Brassicales; Brassicaceae. The record is from the annotation of a GenBank genome assembly.
UUCUAGGGAAACAAAAAGUGGUUGUUUAAAAAAUUUCGGUUUGUAAACACAUUUCUUUCGCUUUUCAUAGGGGUGUGAGAGAGAGAAGAAGAGAAAUUAUGAAGCUCCUUCAAGAACCUCUCCUUCUCAGCCUUUCAAGACACUUUUUUUAUGUGACAUGUUUCUUGUGGAGGAAGGCAGUUCUUUUUCUGAGUAAAAUUAUGGCGACAGAUUCGGUUAUCAAGCUAAAUCCAAUCUCCAUUGAUCGUGCCCGCUUCAACCUCCGAGAUUUUAUCGGCAUAAGCCCUAAAAGCAUCUCUUCUUUGUGCUGCAUUAGCCCAAGAUUGAUAUCUCGCAACCACUUUAGCCCGAGGACACUGAUCUCAGGCGAGGAUGGUAACAUAUUGUUUCCCAAGAAAAAAAACACGGCCAUAACCAAAUGUCAGACAAGUCUUGGGAUUGGAAGGAACCAAAAAUGGUGGGAGAAGGAACUGAAACCGAACAUGAAGUCGGUGACAUCACCGGAAGAUCUAGUCGGCUCUUUACUUAACGCCGGCGAUAAACUAGUCGUCGUGGAUUUCUUCUCUCCCGGUUGUGGUGGCUGCAAAGCUCUUCAUCCCAAGAUAUGUAAAAUUGCAGAGAAGAAUCCGGAAGUGGAGUUUCUACAAGUGAAUUACGAAGAACAAAGAAGUCUAUGCCAAAGUCUUCACGUUCAUGUUCUUCCCUUCUUCCGCUUCUACCGUGGCUCCUCAGGCCGCGUUUGCAGCUUCAGUUGUACUAAUGCCACGAUAAAGAAAUUCAAGGAUGCGUUGGAGAAGCAUGGGAGGGAACAAUGUAGCAUCGGCAAGGCGAAGGUGCUUGAAGAGAAAGAAUUAGUGGCCAUGGCUACAAAUAAGGACCUGUCUUUUGAUUAUAAGCCCAAAACUAAUGGAGAAAACCCGAGGGGAAAAAGAAACGGAUAUGUUUCUCACAAUAUCUCCAACCUCAAAAGAUCAAAAUGAAGAACCUUCUCUAUUAAUCAUCCCUGCAGGAAUUGUCUAGACAUUUGUUUUUCUUAUAUAUCGAUUGCUGUUUUUUUUUCGGGUGUAAUUGCUGUCUGAUUUGCCUGAGAGAUUAUUACAAUCUAGAGUAUACUAUAAUGUAGGUCCAUCUGGAAUAUAAGUGUGUUAAUAUGUAUGUAACAUUGAUUCAUGUAGUCUCACCAUCAAUAGUAUACUAUCUGUCUUAUAGUGAUGUAACACAUGUCCAAUUUUGUACUCGUCGAAAUAAACGAAAUUGUCCGAUUUGGUUGUGAUU